Nezara viridula (southern green stink bug) is the source of this 2232-nucleotide messenger RNA. The record is from the annotation of a GenBank genome assembly. Lineage: Eukaryota; Metazoa; Arthropoda; Insecta; Hemiptera; Pentatomidae.
GGCAAAGGCAGUCUAGUGCGAGCAGUCAGUAGUGAACGAUGGAUGUUAGUGAUUGAGUAGUGAAAAAAGAGUGAACCUUGAAGUUGAAACCUUUCUGUUAAUGCUGCCCUGGAAUAUCACAGAGUAAAUAAUAUACUUCGCUCUCAGAAGACUUAUUAUCUUAUUUAGUUUGUUCACACAUCGAUAAACAGUGCCUUUAUUAAAUUAAACUUAAGUUUAAGAUUAUAAGUUGAGUAAAAUGUCAUUCUGCAGAUUCCUUGGAUUUGGCUUAAGGCCAUACUUAAAUGUUUCUUCAGAAUGUAGUGUUAUGAAAAGAUUAUUUGAAGUUAAAAAUGCACCUGAAGCUUCUAGUUAUGUACUUCUGAAGAAGUUCAGUUCAGAAACUGAGAAAAAAACUUCCAAAAACCAUGAGAUUGUUUAUAUAGGACCUCUUACAAGACAAAUCAGAAGUGUUAAGUUAUUUUCUCUUCUCUCCAGUUUUACAGGAGUUUUUGCACAACCUGUUAUUUAUGAAAAAGCUCAAGAAAUUGGAACUAGUACACCCAUGCUAAUUGCUGUAUGUUCCUUUGUAGGAUUUUUUACUUUUGUUACUCCUGUGCUUCUUCAUUUUAUAACAAAAAAAUAUGUCACAUCAAUAGAAUACAAUUCAAAGGAUGACUCAUACAAAGCUUCUAUCUAUACAUUGUUUAUUAGAAAAAAAGAAAUUUCUUUCAAACCUGGAGAAGCUGUUGUUCCUGAUGUCUUGGGAAUGUUUACUUCUAUGACCAUUCGUGGGAUUCCUCUCUUUAUUGAUGCUAGAUUUUUUGAUGAUCUCCAUCAUUAUAAGAAAAUAAUGGGUUAUGACAAACCAAUGGACUUUAAAAUCAACAACACUGAAAAAAAGAAUAUCACAGAGUCUCAUUAGUAUUGAUACGUGAAACGUUAGACUAGUAUAAAAUUAACUUUGUGUUAAUUUGUAGUCAAUCAGAUGUAAGCUUGACAUUAGAAUUCUAUUUUAGUCAAUUUGUGGUAAAAUAUAUGGAGCAAUUUGAGCUAUUUUUCAUAUUUUAUUAGUUAUUUUUGAAUAUAUUGAUUAGAUAAAUAAACUUUUUUUUUAGUGUAUAGCUGUCAUUUUUAAUUUGACUGUUGCUAAGUGAUUUUCACAAGGCUUCAACAUGUAGCUAUUUAUUACUUUAAAAAGGCUGAUUGGCUUUAGACAUUUCUAAAUCCAGCCUUUUUUUGUUUAUUCUUUUAAAAGGAAAUAAUGUUAUGUUGUAGAUUUUGUAUUAUGAUGCUUGUGUAUGAAGCUAAGGAAUAUAAUAAGAUAAAAAAUGAACGCGAGGUCUCAAACUUUUGAACUGGAAAUCGGAGGCCUUCAGGUCGAUGAAGCAGUCGCUAGUAUUUUUCACUCUGUACUAUUUCAUCGUACACUUGGAAAAUUCUCUUACAAGCAAGAAGGAAGUUAUUCAGUUGGCAAUGUUGGCUAUGAAGACGUGGAUUGUGAUUUCAUCGAUUUCACUUAUGUAAGGUGUUCUUCUGAUCAUUUAGAUAGAACCCUGAAACGAGAAAUCACAGGAUUUUCAGAAGCCUUGAGAGGCAGUGAUAGCCCUUGUUCUGGCCAAAUUUCUUUAGAAUUCUUUCAAAAAAGAAAAACAAGAUGGCCAUUUCAGCCAGAAUGUAUUCCAUGGGAAGUAUGGAAUCUUCGUUUACAAUUAAUGAAAAUUAAUACAGAAAGUGACAGGCAAAUGUGUCGAGAAAGAGUUGGUGAGUUAUUGACUGAAAAAAUAUUGUAUAUUGCUGAAGUGAUGAACAGACAUGACUAUGUCCCAAAAAUGCCAAGUCAUUCAGAAGUUGAUCUCAUCUUCGAUACAUCGUAUCCAGAUAUCCAACCUUACUUAUUUAAGUUAUACUUUGCCAUUGCUGGACCUUCCACAUUGUCUGUUGGUCGGACUAUGAAAAAGAUAAUUAAAGAAACUCUUUCUAUUUAGAAACUUAAUUUUAUGGGAUGUAUAUAAAAGUUCAUUAUUUUUUAAUAUUACAAUAGAUAUCACAUGAAAAAUUGUGAAAUCAUAAGAAUUUUUGUAUGACAUUUAGUUGUCAGUGUAUUUAGGCCUCUCCAAAUUAAGCAUAUUCAUUUCUUCAUGUUUAUUUUGCUCAAUUAUUGGACAUGGUAUCAAUACUUAAAAAAUUGAUUUCAAAUUAGAAAGUUGAUUAUAAAUUAUUUUAUUUGAUUAGUUAAAUUCAUUAGCUAUC